Pelagomonas calceolata is the source of this 2512-nucleotide messenger RNA. The record is from the annotation of a GenBank genome assembly. Lineage: Eukaryota; Pelagophyceae; Pelagomonadales; Pelagomonadaceae.
CCUUUUGUCAAUAACACAAGCGGGAAUACGGAAAUACGUAUCUUUCCGUUCCGCCCGUAUCUUGGGAUAUUACUGUCGAUGGCACACAAGGAGACUCUAUGUGCCCUUGGAGACGCUUUGAGGGGAGAUUUGGUCACAGCGGUUCCUGUGGUCACGCACGACAUAUUGAUUGGAGUCGUUCGACGGCACAACAACUGUCUUGGUGUUCUGCGCGAAGGAUGUGAUUUGCUUGUCAAAAGCUUGGAGGUGGUCAAGGAACAACAGAGACUUGUAGCACGAGUGUCCACAAAUGCUUUUAUAUUUACCUCUUCAGCAUAGGCUUUAGCCAGAGUAGGAGCAGCCGAUACCACCCUGGGACUGCAUGAAUCUCGUCUAGACGAUCUAGGCCACCGCUUUGAAAAAAUGGAUGCCCAGGUUUCCCAUUUGUGGAAACAAAUGGAUAAGUUGUCUGCUCUAGAAAUCCAACAGCAGGAGCAAGUGGUGCAAACGAGGGAACUCCAGUGCUGCUUCCAAAAGCUUACUAUAACCAGAGAGCAAGAAGCACUUGAGAACAAGGAACAACUCGAAACAUUCCGAGGUUGGGCUUGGUCUUGUGCUCUAUGAUGAAAGAUGAUGAGCCAUAUAGGUGCCAUUGCUACGCAGGAUCAGUCCAUCUUGACCAUUCAAGACAAACUAAGUCGCCUCUCAAAAGAGCUCUACAUAAGUUCUGAUCAGAUACAUGUUGUCAGGCGUUCAGAUCCCGAAAAUGGUGCUGUCUUUGACAACCCUGUCGACAUUGGGCGUAACGGCACUAGCAGAGCUUCAUUGACCAACGAACUAGAGUGCAUGAAUACCAUGGCUCAGGAGAUGGCACGUAAUAUGGAGUUGCAGCGACGCAUGGCUACCACGCAGAGCAAGCAACUCGAAUUGAAAGCAUGCAAGGAAACCGAAGCGAUCGCCAACCAAAAUAAAGAGCACCUGGGAAAAAUACAGCAAUUCCUCGAUUCAAAUAUGGAUGUCAACUUGAUGGACAUACGUCGCAAUCAAGACCUCUUACUGUCGCAACUUGAAGAUUAUCACAUGCUCCUCGACGAGAAAACUACCGAAAAGCAGGUGGAUUCUCGCAUAGAACGCCGGUACGAUGAUUUGGUGUCCCAUCUUCAGCUCGCCAUGCAGUCUGUAAAAGCUGACGAAGCCAAUUUCAAGGCGUGUAUUCAGCGGAUCGAGCAGGCCAAUUCUCAGCUCCUGACAAAUAAGGCAGAGCGCUCGGAACUAAACGAGUUGUAUUUGUCAGAGCAUGAAGAACAUCUAAACGUUUACUGUUUCACCCUAGGCGGGCGCAGUUGGGAGUGCAGUUGGCAAAUUCGACAAAAGCAUCGCAAGAGCUUAGCCCAGAGGUACGUACUCUGUUGCGGAGUGCCGUUCAGCGCGAUGAGAUCCUCACGAUGCUCAAAGGCAAAGCAGAGAAAUCGCUAAUGGACGUUCUGUCAACUCAAACUACAUCCUUGCUAGAGUCAAGUGACAAACUCAACAGUCGCAUGUCUGCUUUAUCCGAGCAGCAGACGCGGGCUAUCUCUGUCCUUGCAUUACAGAGUGAGCAGAGCGAUGCUCUUCUUGAUUCGCGUUUAAGUCACUUAGAAGCGAUUCAAAACUCGUUGUAUCCCCAAGCAAAGGGGUCGCCAGCUUCGCAGACACAAAACCUUCAGGAGCAAUGUGAUUCUAUGCCAAUUUCGCAGGAUAACACCGCAGAAAAGGCACCAACCCUUCCAUAUAUCAACGAUGGAGUCGAUUCAGUGCAGAAAAUGAAGACGGCAGCCCCAUCAAGCUCAUUGCCAAACACUAGUCGACACUCAACCGCACUGCAAGAAUCAGACUCAACGAUUCCUUCAUCUUCUUUUGAGAUGCUGCCAAAAAAAAAGAGAACAUUAAAAGGCGGGCCGUUGGCACCUAGGGCACCAUUAGUGUCAUUCUUGCAGCCGCAGUCCUCUCCAUGAGCUGAUGUAAUCUCCUGUGGUGACAGGCCUUUAUCUCUAGUUCAGAGUACUAUACGCGGCAUGGAAUAGCUCCCCUGGAUCAACGAGAAAGUUAGCCAAGCUGCCUAGUGAAAUGGAAUUUUUAGCCUAGAGUCUCCUUACGCUUGAUCCGCUCCCGUGACUGCCAGUGGGGGCAACUGUUUGGUCCGUGAUUAUGUACAUCCAUGAUUACUGUUUGCCAGUGGGCCUGAGGCCGCCAGUAAGCCUCAGGGCGGCCAGGGAACGCCACCACGAACUAUUGCCCCAGUUGGAGAGUCACCCUUGGGAUUUUGUAUACUUCAUGUCCCAUCCUGACGGAUGAUACGUAUGAUAUUCAAAUACCGAUUUUUGAAAUCCAAUAUAAAAAUGACCAUGACAAAAAAAUCGCCAACUUGAAAUAUUUUUAUCCGUUGGCGUUGAUUGUCAUCGGCGAUGCCCGUCAGAACCCCGAAGAACUCCCAACGAUUAUCAUUUGGGAUUAGUGUGGGGGAGCACUUACCUAAUGAUAUUAGGCCCGGGCC